Coregonus sp. 'balchen' is the source of this 18125-nucleotide messenger RNA. The record is from the annotation of a GenBank genome assembly. Lineage: Eukaryota; Metazoa; Chordata; Actinopteri; Salmoniformes; Salmonidae.
AUGGGGGGUGGACCCGAGAGAGGGAGGGAGAGGAGGGAGAGAGACAGAGAGCGGUGUCAACAUUCUCAAAUCGGGGGGCUGUAUCUCCUGUUUCUGGGGCAACGGGUCCCCUCCCCUCCCCCGUCUCUCUCCCCCCUCCCCUGUCUCCCUCCCCCUUGCAUCCCGCUCCGCCAGAGAGAGACAGGAAAUUAGAAACCGCCAGACAGGAUAUUGCGUUCUGGUGGCCUGGGGAUUAGCUGUUUUAUCUAAACACACACACACACACACAGAGACUCAUCCAUAUCCUCACACAUAUCCACACAUUCCUCUCACACUCUCCCAAGCAUCAAGCACAGUGUUCUGCACAGUUUUCAGUUUUUACUCUUUGCAGGUAUGUUACAUUUAGUCAUGUUAUACCAUAUCUGAGCUGUCAUUAAAGGGUUGAGUCUUUCAGUCGAGAUCAGAUGUGGAGUAUGGAGUAUCUCAAGUAUUAUUAGGAACAGUGUAAAUAGUUGCGCUGAGAAAAGCUAGGAGUCUAUGGAGAGACUGGUCUGCUAAUCAUUAAUAAUAUACCUUGAUAUUGUAUUUUAUACUAAUCAGAGGGUCAUUCAUACUGUAUACCUCAAAAUGUUUGGAAAUCAAAUAAGACUGUCUGAUUAUACGUUGUCUAUAAGUACACAUAGGCUUUGACGGAAAUGACUGGAGUGUGUGUGUGCGCACACGUACACACGCUUGCCUUCCAUCUGCAUGUGUGUGUGAUUGCAAGUUGUUUCUGUUUGUAUAUCACUGUUCUGUGAUGUACCGUGUCUGUGACCCAUACACUCAAAUAAAUGCUGGGUUAAAAACAACCCUAUUUGGUAACCCAAUGCUGGCUAAAUAUUGGACAGAACACACACUGGGUUAUGUGAAUAACCCAACAAGUUGGGUUGUUGGGAUUACCCAAACAUGGGGUUAAUUUAACCAUCAGUUGGGUAUUUUUUACUCUCAUGCUGAGUUGAUCUAGCAGCUGUUUUAAUGUAAUCCUUAGGUUAUUUUCAACUCGAUUUUAUUGGCCACCUGUUAUUUUGUUUUUACAUUUUACACAUUCUUCUAUAAUAUGAAGAUACUGUAUUAUAAACUGGGUGGUUUGAGCCCUGAAUGCUGAUUGGCUGACAGCCAUGGUAUAUCAUACUGUGUACCACGGGUAUGACAGAACAGUUAUUUUUUCUGCUCUAAUUAUGUUGGUAACCAGUUUAUAAUAGCAAUAAGCUACCUAGGGGGUUUGUGAUAUACAGUGAGGGAAAAAAGUAUUGCCCACUGUCAAAGAAAUUAUCAGUCUAUAAUUUUUAUGGUAGGUUUAUUUGAACAGUGAGAGACAGAAUAACAACAAAAACAUCCAGAAAAACACAUGUCAAAAAUGUUAUAAAUUGAUUUGCAUUUUAAUGAGGGGAAUAAGUAUUUGACCCCCUCUCAAUCAGAAAGAUUUCUGGCUCCCAGGUGUCUUUUAUACAGGUAACGAGCUGAGAUUAGGAGCACACUCUUAAAAGGAGUGCUCCUAAUCUCAGUUUGUUACCUGUAUAAAAGAUACCUGUCCACAGAAGCGAUCAAUCAAUCAGAUUCCAAUGGCCAAGACCAAAGAGCUCCCCAAGGAUGUCAGGGACAAGAUUGUAGACCUACACAAGGCUGGAAUGGGCUACAAGACCAUCGCCAAGCAGCUUGGUGAGAAGGUGACAACAGUUGGUGCGAUUAUUCACAAAUGGAAGAAACACAAAAGAACUGUUAAUCUCCCUUGGCCUGGGACUCCAUGCAAGAUCUCACCUCGUGGAGUUGCAAUGAUCAUGAGAAUGGUGAGGAAUCAGCCCAGAACAACAUGGGAGGAUCUUGUCAAUGAUCUCAAGGCAGCUGGGACCAUAGUCACCAAGAAAACAAUUGGUAACACACUACGCCGUGAAGGACUGAAACCCUGCAGCGCCCGCAAGGUCCCCCUGCUCAAGAAAGCACAUAUACAGGGCCGUCUGAAGUUUGCCAAUUAACAUCUGAAUGAUUCAGAGGAGAACUGGUUGAAAGUGUUGUGGUCAGAUGAGACCAACAUCGAUCUCUUUGGCAUCAACUCAACUCGCCGUGUUUGGAGGAGGAGGAAUGCUGCCUAUGACCCCAAUAACACCAUCCCCACUGUCAAACAUGGAGGUGGAAACAUUAUGCUUUGGGGGUGUUUUUCUGCUAAGGGGACAGGACAACUUCACCGCAUCAAAGGGAUGAUGGACGAGGCCAUGUACCGUCAAAUCUUGGGUGAGAACCUCCUUCCCUCAGCCAGGGCAUUGAAAAUGGGUCGUGGAUGGGUAUUCCAGCAUGACAAUCACCCAAAACACACGGCCAAGGCAACAAAGGAGUGGCUCAAGAAGAAGCACAUUAAGGUCCUGGAGUGGCCUAGCCAAUCUCCAGACCUUAAUCCCAUAGAAAAUCUGUGGAGGGAGCUGAAGGUUUCGAGUUGCCAAACGUCAGCCUCGAAACCUUAAUGACUUGGAGAAGAUCUGCAAGAGGAGUGGGACAAAAUCCCUCCUGAGAUGUGUGCAAACCUGGUGGCCAACUACAAGAAACGUCUGACCUCUGUGAUUGCCAACAAGGGUUUUGCCACCAAGUACUAAGUCAUGUUUUGCAGAGGGGUCAAAUACAUAUUUCCCUCAUUAAAAUGCAAAUCAAUUUAUAACAUUUUUGCCAUGUGUUUUUCUGGAUUGUUUUGUUGUUAUUCUGUUUCUCACUGUUCAAAUAAACCUACCAUUAAAAUUAUAGACUGAUCAUCUCUUUGUCAUUGGGCAAACAUACAAAAUCAGCAGGGGAUCAAAUACUUUUUUCCCUCACUGUAUGGCCAAUAGACACUACAUGACCAAAAGUAUGUGCACCUGCUCGUCGAACAUCUCAUUCCAAAAUCAUGGGCAUUAAUAUGGAGUUGGUCCCCCCCUUUGCUGCUAUAACAGCCUCCACUCUUCCGGGAAGGCUUUCCACUAGAUAAUAAUAUAAUAAUAAUAUGCCAUUUAGCAGACGCUUUUAUCCAAAGCGACUUACAGUCAUGCGUGCAUAAAUUUUUGUGUAUGGAUGUUGGAACACUGCUGCAGGGACUUGUUUCCAUUCAGCUACAAGAGCAUUAGUGAGGUCGGGCACUGAUGUUGGGCGAUUAGGUCUGGCUCACAGUCGGCGUUCCAAUUCAUCCCAAAGGUGUUUGAUGGGGUUGAGGACAGGGCUCUGUGCAGGCCAGUCAAGUUCUUCCACACCGAUCUCGACAAACCAUUUCUGUAUGGAUCUCGCUGUCAUGCUGAAACAGGAAAGGGCCUUCCCCAAACUGUUGCCACAAAGUUGGAAGCACAGAAUCAUCUAGAAUGCCAUUGUAUGCUGUAGCGUUACAUUUCCCUUAACUGGAACUAAGGGGCCUAGCCCGAACCAUGAAAAACAGCCCCAGACCAAUAUUCCUCCUCCACCAAACUUUACAGUUGGCACUGUGCAUUCGGGCAGGUAGCAUUCUCCUGGCAUCCGCCUAACCCAGAUUCGUCCGUCGGACUGCCAGAUGGUGAAGCGUGAUUAACCCCUCCAGAGAACGCGUUUCCACUGCUCCAGAGUCCAAUGGCGGCGAGCUUUACACCAGCUCCAGACGAACAGUUCUUGUGCUGACGUUGCUUCCCGAGGCAGUUUGGAACUCAGUAGUGAGUGUUUCAACCGAGGACAGACAAUUUUUGCACGCUACGUGCUUCGGCACUCGGCGGUCCCGUUCUGUGAGCUUGUGUGGCUUACCAAUUCGCGGCUGAACCGUUGUUGCUCCUAAACGUUUCCACUUCCCAAUAACAGCUGUAGCAGGGCAGUAAUUUGACGAACUGACUUGUUGGAAAGGUGGCAUCCUAUGACGGUGCCAUGUUAAAAGUCACUGAGCUCUUCAGUAAGGCCAUUCUACUGCCAACGUUUGUCUAUGGAGAUUGCAUGGCGGUGUGCUCGAUUUUAUACACCUGUCAGCAACGCGUGGCUGAAAUAGCCGAAUCAACUAAUUUGAAGGGGUGUCCACAUACUUCUGUAUAUAAUGUACCACAGCUAACUUUCAUCAAGAAACUUAAGCUGAAACUAGUGUAGCUGCAACUGAAUGUCUACUUGCUAUUAGUCACCGUUAGCGUCUUCACCAUUGUCCGUGGCCUACACUAUCCACCAGCCAGCUCUAGCUCUAGCCUGGACAAUUCGUCGGCCAGUCUGCACAGCGUGCUAUCGACCCAGAGCUUAUCGGACUUUCUGCCGGAAUCACUGGACCCUAGCGCCGGAUCAUCGCAACCAGCUAGCUAGCUGCAACCUGUUGUUGGCUAAUUACCAUUGCCCCAUAGCAAGCACCAGUUAGCCUUGAGCUAGCCUCAGGCCCAUCUCCCGGCUAUCUACCUCUCUGUCAACCGGACGGGACCUCCUAGUGUUGACACUGAGCCCCGCCGAUCCAACACGACUGGUUUGCCGACGAAAUCGUCUGAUGUGGUUUCAACUGGCUUCCCGUUGCGACGACCACGAAGAUCCAUCUGCUAGCCCCAGCCCGCUAGCACACGCAAACUACAACUGUGCUCCCUGCUAGCUGUGCUGAAGCACCAAUUUGAACUGCUCUCGGACUCACAUAUUGCUGUUCACUGGACCUUAUGAUCACUCAGCUGCACAGCUGAUGCCUGCUGGACUAUUCCUUUAAAUGGUACCCUGUCCUGUUUAUUCUGUUUUGCCUCAGCCCAAACUUUAUCGUUAUUACCAGUUGUUGUCUUAGCUCUCUCUAAUAACACCUGUGAUUGCUUUAUGCCUCUCUCCCUUGUCAAUAUGCCUUGCCUAUUGCUGUUUGGGUUAGUUCUUAUUAUACAAUUUCACUGUAGAACCCCUAGUCCCUCUCAAACUGCCUCAAAUAGUUCCUUUGUUCCACCCCCCAUACACGCCGAGACCGGCUCAAUCGGUGCCUCCAGUGAUGCUAUCUCUUUCAUUGUUACCCAACGCUUAGGUUUACCUCAACUGUACUCAUAUCCUUCCAUAUCCUUUUCUGUACAUAAUGCCCUGAAUCUUUUCUACAACGCCCGGAGAACUGCCCCCUUUAUUCUAUGUACCCAACGCACUAGAAGACCAGUUCUUAAAGCCUUUAGUCGUAUACUUAUUCUAGUCCUCCUCUGUUCCUCUGGUGAUGUAGAGGCUAACCCAGGCCCUGCAGCCCCCAGUAUCACUCCUACUCCCCAGGAGCUAUCAUUUGUUGACUUCUGUAACCGUAAAAGCCUUGGUUUUCUGCACGUAAAUAUCAGAAGCCUCCUUCCUAAGUUUGAGUUAUUCACUGCGUUAGCACACUCCGCCAACCCUGAUGUUCUAGCAGUGUCUGAAUCCUGGCUUAGGAAGGCCACCAAAAAUUCUGAAAUGUCCAUCCCCAACUAUAACAUUUUCCGUCUAGAUAGAACUGCCAAAGGGGGUGGAGUUGCAAUCUACUAUAGAGAGAGCCUGCAGAGCUCUAUCAUACUAUCCAGGUCUGUGCCCAAACAGUUUGAGCUUCUACUUCUAAAAAUCCACCUUUCCAGAAAUAAAUCUCUCACUGUUGCCGCUUGCUACAGACCCCCCUCAGCCCCCAGCUGUGCCAUGGACACCAUAUGUGAAUUGAUUGCCCCCCAUCUAUCCUCAGAGUUCGUACUGCUUGGUGACCUAAAUUGGGAUAUGCUUAACACCCCGGCCAUCCUACAAUCUAAACUAGAUGCCCUCAAUCUCACACAAAUUAUCAACAAACCUACCAGGUACAACCCUAAAUCCGUAAACAUGGGUACCCUCAUAGAUAUCAUCCUGACUAACUUACCCUCUAAAUACACCUCCGCUGUCUUCAACCAGGAUCUCAGCGAUCACUGCCUUAUUGCCUGCGUCCGUAACGGGUCCGCGGUCAAACGACCACCCCUCAUCACUGUCAAAGGCUCCCAAAAACACUUCAGCGAGCAGGCUUUCCUAAUUGACCUGGCCCAGGUAUCCUGGAUGGAUAUAGAUCUCAUUCCGUCAGUAGAGGAUGCCUGGUUGUUCUUUCAAAGUAAUUUCCUCUCAAUCUUAAAUAAACAUGCCCCAUUCAAAAAAUACAGAACUAAGAACAGAUAUAGCCCCUGGUUCUCCUCAGACUUGACUGCCCUUGACCAGCACAAAAACAUCCUGUGGCGUACUGCAUUAGCAUCAAAUAGCCCCCGCGAUAUGCAACUUUUCAGGGAAGUUAGGAACCAAUAUACACAAGCAGUUAGGAAAGCAAAGGCUAACUUUUUCAAACAGAAAUUUGCAUGCUGUAGCACUAACUCCAAAAAGUUUUGGGACACUGUAAAGUCCAUGGAGAAUAAGAGCACUUCCUCCCACUGCACUGAGGCAAGGAAACACUAUCACCACCGAUAAAUCUACAAUAAUCGAGAAUUUCAACAAGCAUUUUGCUACGGCUGGCCAUGCUUUCCACCUGGCUACCACUACCCCGGCCACCAGCUCUGCACCCUCCGCUGCAACUUGCCCAUGCCCCCCCCGCUUCUCCUUAACACAAAUCCAGACAGCUGAUGUUCUGAAAGAGCUGCAAAAUCAGGACCCCUACAAAUCAUCUGGGCUAGACAAUCUGGACCCUUUCUUUCUAAAACUAGCCGCCGAAAUUGUCGCAACCCCUAUUACUAGCCUGUUCAACCUCUCUUUCGUAGCGUCUGAGAUCCCCAGAGAUUGGAAAGCUGCCGCGGUCAUCCCCGUCUUCAAAGGGGGUGACACUCUAGAUCCAAACUGUUACAGACCCAUAUCCAUCCUGCCCUGCCUUUCAAAAGUUUUUGAAAGCCAAGUUAACAAACAGAUCACCGACCAUUUCGAAUCCCACCGUACCUUCUCCGCUAUGCAAUCCAGUUACCGAGCUGGUCAUGGGUGCACUUCAGCCACGCUCAAGGUCCUAAACAAUAUUAUAACCGCGAUCGAUAAUAGACAGUACUGUGCAGCCGUUUUCAUUGACCUGGCCAAGGCUUUCGACUCUGUCAACCACCGCAUUCUUAUUGGCAGACUAAAUAGCCUUGGUUUCUCAAAUGACUGCCUCGCCUGGUUCACCAACUACUUCUCAGAUAGAGUUCAAUGUGUCAAAUCGGAGGGCCUGUUGUCUGGACCUAUGGCAGUCUCUAUGGGGGUGCCACAUGGUUCAAUUCUUGGGCAGACUCUUUUCUCUGUGUAUAUCAAUGAUGUCGCUCUUGCUGCUGGUGACUCUCAGAUCCACCUCUACGCAGACGACACCAUUUUGUAUACAUCUGGCCCUUCAUUGGACACUGUGUUAACAAACCUCCAAACGAGCUUCAAUGCCAUACAACACUCCUUCAGUAGCCUCCAACUGCUCUUAAACACUAGUAAAACUAAAUGCAUGCUCUUCAACCAAACGCUGCUUGCACCCGCCCACCCGACUAGAAUCACUACUCUCGACGGGUCUGACCUAGAGUAUGUGGACAACUACAAAUACCUAGGUGUCUGGUUAGACUGUAAACUCUCCUUCCAGACUCACAUUAAGAAUCUCCAAUCCAAAGUUAAAUCUAGAAUCGGUUUCCUAUUUCGCAAACAAAGCCUCCUUCACUCAUGCUGCCAAACAUGCCCUCGUAAAACUGACUAUCCUACCGAUCCUUGACUUCGGCGAUGUCAUUUACAAAAUAGCCUCCAACACUCUACUCAGCAAAUUGGAUGUAGUCUAUCACAGUGCCAUCCGUUUUGUCUCCAAAGCCACAUAUACUACCCACCACUGUGACCUGUACGCUCUUGUUGGCUGGUCCUCACUACAUAUUAGUCGCCAAACCCACUGGCUCCAGGCCAUCUAUAAAUCACUGCUAGGCAAAUCCCCGCCUUAUCUUAGCUCAUUGGUCACCAUAGCAACACCCACCCGUAGUAUGCGCUCCAGCAGGUAUAUCUCACUGGUCAUCCCCAAAGCCAACACCUCUAUUGGCCGCCAUUCCUUCCAGUUCUCUGCUGCCAAUGACUGGAACAAAUUGCAAAAAUCUCUGAAGCUGGAGAUACUCAUCUCCCUCACUAACUUUAAGCAUCAGUUGUCAGAGCACCUUACCGAUCACUGCACCUGUACACAGCCCAUCUGAAAUUAGCCCGCCCAACUACCUCAUCCCUAUAUUGUUAUUUAUUUUGCUCAUUUGUACCCCAGUAUCUCUAUUUGCACAUAAUCUCUUGCACAUCUAGCAUUCCAGUGUUAAUACUAAUUUUAAUUAUUUGGCACUAUAGCCUAUUUAUUGCCUUACCUCCAUAACUUGCUACAUUUGCACACACUGUAUAUAUAUUUUUUCUGUUGUAUUUUUGACUUUGUUUUGUUUUACCCCAUAUGUAACUCUGUGUUGUUGUUUUUAUCGCACUGCUUUGCUUUAUCUUGGCCAGGUCGCAGUUGUAAAUGAGAACUUGUUCUCAACUGGCUUACCUGGUUAAAUAAAGGUGAAAUAAUAAAAAAUAAAAAAAUAAAAGGGCUGUGUCCAGGCAUUCCACGUUGCGUCGUGCAUAAGAACAGCCCUUAGCCGUGGUAUAUUGGCCAUAUACCACACCCCCCCUUAUUGCAUAAUUAUAAUAAGGUAUACCACCUUAUUGUAUCCCAACAGUGGAAUUUACAUAAGCUUUUAGGGAACUCAUACACUUCUGUAAGCUUCAUUGAAGCUAAACAUGUGAUAACUAUACAAAAGAACAGAUUAACAGGAAUGACAUUUACUCUCAUGGGUGGCUAAAAAUAACGAUCUGAAAGCCACACUUCUACUAAACUAGGCCUCCAGUCUAAUGAUCUGACCCGCUGGAUCAAUAACCCAGCAACAAUAACCCAGCAGUUUUUAAAGAAAACAACCCAACUAAGUGACCAAACGCCUGCAAAACCCAGCAGUUGGGUCAAACAACCCAGCAUUUUUUUGAGUGUAUGUGUCUGUUUUGUAUGCGUGCACCUUAGUGUGUGUGUGUGUGUGUGUGUGUCACGAGUGUGUGUGUGUGUGUGUGUGUAGGUGAGCAUGUGUGUGUGUGUUUGUGUGUAUGUGUGUGUGUGGUGGCGGCGGCGGGGGAAGCGGUAUCGUGGGGAAUGCUGGGAAAUUUUAAUAACACAGAAGCAGUGCAGGGAGAUUUAAUAAAAGGAGAUGAUGUGAUUACUGAGCCCUGGCUCUGAGCCAUCCUGCUUCACAGUGCAAUAUCCGCUCACACACACACACACACACUUGCACGUGCACACACACACAUGCACGAUGCACGCACACACGCUCAUAUAUACACACACACCAAAAUAAAAUUAUACUAAAGCUAUACUAAGAUUGUAACAUCCAGACUCACUGUACAGAUACCAUACCCACAACCUCAACCAAGCUUACAUUCCCAAUGUGCUAAAACAAACAUCCACUGAACACUGACAAUACAAAACCCAAUACACAUUUUCACUAAUCCAUUCACAUGGAUGGACACAUACUGAACAUGCAUGCUUACGCACUCAUAAUUUCGGAGACACCUAUAUAGGCUUUAUAAAGGGUUUAUGAAGGCUUCAUUAUGCCUAAAAAGUCAUGUUUCGUCUGAAGUGGGAACAUUCAUCUUGAUAGCAGCCAUGAGCCAUUUCUCCUCUCCCAUUGGUUAUUGGGGAUGCAUCCCAAAUGGCACCAUAUCCCCUAUGAGCCCUAUGGGUCCUGGUCAAAAGUAGUGCACUAUAUAGGGAAUAUGGUGCCAUUCGGGACGCAGGUGGGUCUAUUGUGAAUUACACUUCUAUUAGGGGGAUUAGACUGAUCUACUUAGAGACCUCCCUCAGUGACCGUUGCCUUCAGUUUCCAAGUUUAGUAAAUUCUAUAAUAUGUGGCACUAUGAAAUGGGAUUAAAAACCAAAAAGCAGGACUUAAACACUGCAGAGGAUUGUGGUCUGGUGACCGUUGUCCCAAGUCGCCUUUAUUUGGAGUAAAUUAGGUUAUUAUGUUCAGUAAAUUCUGGAAGUAUAAAAUGGGAUUAAUAAAAAACAAACUGGGAUUUAAAGGGGAAAUCUGCAGUUCAAACAAUAACAAAGCUGACACCCUGCCAUUGAUUUGGUAAAUAGCUGAGGGAUGGAGAAAUGUAACUACUCUCAAAUGUAUACAGAACUAUUGAUGCAAGGACUGACAUCUAUGAGAUCAAAUGUAUAGUUUUAACCAAUAUUUUGAGGCUAUACAGUGUUUGUUUACAAUUACUUUGUUUACAAACAAAGGAGUAAAGCAAUCGUAUAUUUUGGGUAAUGAUGGGAUAAGACAAUUGAACUAAGCUAAUGAGGCAUAAGUUAUAUUCAAUAAUUAAUGGGUACAUGUCAUGCAUUUUAAAGUAAAAGAAUAGCAGAUUGCCCCUUUAAAACUAAAGAUUCUGGUUUGUCAUUUUCGGGGGUCUUGGAUGAGAUAUUUUACUUACAAUUUCUGUAGGUAAUGAGGCAAUUAAGAGUAGGCACUUGAGAGAACUUUCUGUGUGUUGCAGACAGAGACAGCUUUGUAUAAUGGAGUGUGAAGUGAAUUGAUGGUCGUGGUGGUAGUGGUGUUGCCUGGAUUAGUGUUCAAUUGGUACUCCUCGAUUGUGUGUGUGAGUGUGUGUGUCUAAGUGUGUUUGGCAAGCGAGUGUGUUUGGUUAAGUAAGUAUGUGUGACGGUGGCGGGCUGUGAUUGGGGUAAUUUUCGGGAGUGUUAGCUAGUUUGGCAGACAGAUGGAUUGAGAUAGAUUAUCCGUGGCAGCUGUGGUUCGGACAGGACAAGAUCACAGAUUAGGAGUUCUAAUGUGCCGACCUGGCUCACUCUCCUCUCCUCCUUUUCUCUUCUCACCUCUUCCCCUCUCCGCCCUCCAGAUUUGGGGUAGCAACACCUUCCUCUCACCCAGUCAGAGAGCCUUAACACUUCUCUCCUUCUUUCCCCUCCCUAACUUCCUCCAUCUAUCUCUCUGUCCCUAGUCAUCCUGUCGCGUUCUCAUCUCAUCCAGUCAUCCCUUGCCUCUUGCAAUAUUUCAACAUAAAUAUUUUUCUCUCACACUCUUAUUUUUAUGGUCUCUCACUUUCUAUGAGCGAAGUCUCUACACAGCAGACCUCUUGUUUGCAGUGUUGUUUAAUGACCCAGGAUUUCCCCAGUGUCAAUAUGUCAUCAUAUGAUUAGGCGUGGGCAUGUGUGUGUUUUAGAUAUGGAUAGUUAUUGUAGAAAUGUAUAUGGAAGUACUCACUCACUGUAUAUUGAUGAGUAACCUGGGUUUCCUGUAAAUGUAUGUGUGAGUUUAUGGGUCGGGUUAGGCUAGAGAGACCGAGAAAGAGUGUGUGUGUGUGGGGUGGUGGGGGGGGGGGGGGGGGGGGGGUCUGUUUGUUUGUGUGUGUAUUUUGGUGUGUAAAAGAGAGAGAGAGAGAGAUUAACCCCAUGCUAUGGCCAAUCCCUGGUUAUGAGUUUAAAGCGUCUGUCUGGGCAUCGCACUGUUUAAACAACAAUCUAAUUAAUCCUGUCUUUAUUAGUUUCACUGAACUGCGAAGGAGAAGGGAGGGAGGGAGGGAGGGGGGAGAAUUGGGAAUCCUGUCAGAAAAUACUGGAGAGAGAGGGAAGGAGGGAUAGAAGGAGGGGGACAGAAGGAAAAAACAACUGGGAUUUAAGAGGAAUGUAAAAGCAGGAGUUUUAAAUUGAAUUGAUAUGUUGAUGAGAAGGAGAAUGAGUAGGAGGAAAUUAAAGGGGCGGGACACACUAGAGUGGUGGUGAAAGGACAAAAGGAAAGUAGACAACGAAGCCCCGUGAACGAGUGUGUGUGAACUGUUUUUUAAAAACAGUCCAAGCACGAUACUUGUUUCACAUGUUCUCUUCUUCUAAAUCCUACUAAUUGUGAAUAAUAGGUAAUGAUGGGCUAGAACACUGGACCAGCUCAUUCAAUAGAUGAAUGUAAAGAAGUAGUUAAAGACCUAGAAUCCAUCAACACUUCAGUGCAGGCUCCCUACACAUCAGUUGACUACUGCCCCCCAGUGUCAUCAGUGAAGAACAACGUCCCAAAGCAUUACCACGUACUGUUAUUGCAGUAAACAGAUGUUAGCUACGUUACAUGUUCAUUUAAUUAGAUACUGUACACAGAUUUGGUUGAUAAUCUCCACAGGUGCAAAUUAGGUCUAAUCUUUCAGGCAAUCUGUGUCUGUCUCUCUGCCUUUGGGUGCGUUCCAGGUUGUCUUUAAUUCAGUCGCUCGGCACAUCUCAGAGGACUGCUAAUAUCAUGUUAGCGUGGUUCCUUACUGAGAAGUUACAACACUCCUGCAAGCGAUGUGAGACCUGAUCAUCUGCAGCCCGACUACAAAAAAAGACUGUUUGGAAGGACACCUCAAAUGAGGCCUUAAAAGCUCUGCGCUGCUGUACAAAAAAAGACUGUUUGGAAGGACACCUCGAAUGAGGCCUUAAAAGCUCUGCGCUGCUGUGUGGUCAAGACGGUGUCUUCUGCACAUCUCAGAAUAUUACUUUAUCAUAUUCCUACUGUGAUUCUAGAGACGUUAAACUAACUCUUCUUCAGGACUGCAAAAAAGACAACCUGGAAUGCACCCGACUGCAAUAAAGGCAACUUAUCUAUAACACACUGGAACGCACCCUUUCCCACCUCUGUCCCUAUAGGCUGUUUGUCAGGAAGUGCAGUGCGUGCCUGCAGGUGAUUGGCCGCUCAGAGCUGAUCAUGCGUGUGCUGGGGCAGGUGUACCACCUGGGCUGUUUCAGCUGCUGUGAGUGUGAGCGCCGGCUGCAGCGCGGAGACGAGUUUGUCCUGAAGGAGGGACAGUUGCUCUGCAGAGGAGACUACGAGAAGGAGAGAGAGAUGCUGGCUGCCAUCAGCCCCACACCCACUGAGUCAGGUAACAGGACAAGACAGGGCAACCAAUCAAAUCAAUCAAUCAACCAAUAAAAUUACUGGACGAAAUCUAGGUGGCACUUUAUGUUACGGUACAGAAAGUGCAGGAGAUUACAUAAUUACACAGUGAUAACCUACUGACUUGUUUUUUCACUGGGAUUCACUACUAGGCACCAUUUGAUACCAGUUUGUCUGUCAAUUGAAGAUCCCAUUUUCUCUCUCCACACCCCUCAGUGAAGAGUGAGGAUGAGGAUGGUGGGGGCGGUUCUGUAGGGGGGAAGGGCGGCGAAGGGAAGGACCACAAACGGUCAAAGCGACCACGCACCAUCUUGACCACACAGCAGCGCAGAGCUUUCAAGGCCUCCUUCGAGGUGUCCUCCAAACCAUGCAGAAAGGUAAGCAGACCAGGCAUUACACGGUUUUCUUUCUCUCUUUCUCGCUCUCAUAAACACACAAACACAGUCCCAUUUAGUGUCAUGGCUUAAUUUCUCUUAUCUUCAGGUGAGAGAGACACUGGCAGCUGAGACCGGGUUGACGGUUCGAGUCGUGCAGGUGUGGUUCCAAAACCAAAGAGCAAAGGUGAGAUAUUUGACCUGUCCUGAAUCCCCCCCCCCCCCCCAUGACACUAAUACAACCAAUAACACUAAUCAUGAAUCUAAUGGCGCAAUUGCUCUGGAACUGCAUGCUAACAUUUAUUUUAAAGGCUAAAGAACAGUUAAAGGGAUAGUUUACCCAAAUAACAAUGCAAUUUUGGUGAACAAUCCUUUUAACGAACGACAGAGCAAUAGCGCCAUUGAGUCCAUUAUCAGUGUGCCAGUGUGUGUUUGUCCUGUGUGUUGCAGAUGAAGAAGAUAGCUCGCAGGCAGCAGCAACAGCAACAGCAGCAGGAGCAGGAGCAGCUGGGAGGGUCCAGGAGAGGGCCGAGCAGGGGGGGCCGACAAAGCAACGAUGACAGUGAGGGUAAGACGGGGAGACAGAACAGGGGUUUCCCAAAAGCCCUUGUAAAUAACUGGUACUUAACUCGUAGAACGGUAGAUAUAGAAGUGCUUAAUUUGGCAAUUUUUGUUCAUUCAUGCACAGGAAGAUUAGUCUUUCAGUACAAACGUAACAAUUAAAAGAGUAGCUUGCCAAAGUAGCAAAGGUUUCAGGAAACUCCCCUCUAGGCAGGUGAAACAAUGUCUCUGGAGGUAAAGGGGCAGGACGAGAGGAAGAGAUGCAGGGAUUGAUUUAAUGUUCUGUCUCUCUCCUCCCAGAUGGUUCUAGUGGUCACGGAUUGGACGGUCUGUUGGCGUACCCCUCGUUGCCACGACAGCAGCUACUGGCUCUGGACCCCAACAUCUACGGAGGAGAGCCGUUCCGCCAUGGCCUCACACCCCCUCAGCUGGGCUCUGAACAUCUUCACUCCUACGGUGAGAGAGAGGGAGAGGGAGAAAGAAAGAGAGAGAGAGAGAUGGACGGACGGACCAAACAGAAAGACUAACUCUAUUUCUCCAUUUAGAUUCAGAGACUGUGUUCCACGAUCUGGACAGCGACGGAAGCCUCAGUCACCUCGGCGACUGUCUCCUGGCAACGGCAGACGGCGGGCUCCUGGCGGGGCGGGUGGGAAACCCCAUCGACCGCCUCUACUCCAUGCAGAACUCCUACUUCACAUCCUGACCCCUCACCUUUGACCUCUGACUCACUCCACCAAUCACCACUCAGAGAAGCAGCUAAUGGCCGGUUAUCCUACUAGGCCCACAAGGUCAUCACACCAACCAUGCUUGAGCUGGGUCCAUAUCCAUAUCUGAACAGGCUUAUUGUACAUAACCAAGUAAAAGCAUAAUAGGAAACACCUGGGUCAUGUUCAGUAGGGAGGAAACGUUAGGCGUGAAACGGGGAGGUACUACCUUAACUUGCCAUACCAAACACGAUCCAGGUAGCCAUUUAAGAUCUCAACUAUGACUUAGGCCGUGUCCGAAAUCUGGCUUGCCUACUACUUACUUAAACUGCAUACUGUGUACCUAUCCUACUACAGACUAUUUAGAACGUUCUGUUUAGUACAAACGUAUGCAGUAAGCAACAAAUAUCAAAAUACUACUCAUACAUACUGAGAAGGUGUCAUCGAAUGCGCAAUCACCCUUGUUCCCCGCCAUUCGUUAAUUUUUGUAGAGCGCGUCCCCUAUUCUGAUUAUCAGCUGUUGUCGAACACACGUGGGUGUGAAAAGACGAUUAUCUUCCUCGAUCUUCCCAGCGAAUUCUACUAGAUGAAAAGCCGAAAUGAGUGACAUCCAGGCAUUUAAAGUAUACUCGAUUUUCAACAUUACACAUACUAUAAAACUUUAUCUUUUCCACAUACUCAAACGGCCUACUAUUUAGGAUGCAAAUAUGGGUAUUCGGACACGGCCACACUCUUUUGCUUGAUCCCAACAUCCUACCUGUAGCAGACAGAUGUGAAAUCCUAUGACAACAUACUUUAUUUGAUACUCUCAUUGUUUCAUUUAAGGGGGGAGGGGGAGUCACUAUUCCAUUGGUCCAUUGCUCCAGGCAAGCUUAAAUCAACGGCAGCUAAGUAUUUCAAAGAAAACAAAUACUAUUUGAUCCCAGGUCUGUCAGGUCCGUGUGUUUGUGAAUCACAAACUUAUGUUACUUAUUAGGUUGCUAAUGAAUGGGGAGUGUUUCAUUCAUUAGCUCAUGUUCUGACCUGCUUGUUGUGUCCACAUGGAUAGGGAGUCUUCUUGGCAGCAGGGUUUAGGAGCAGAGUGAAGACAUGCAUACCAGAGAGGUUACAGCAGACUAGGAGCAGAGCUGCCUCCAGAACAUGAUUCAACCCCAAAACCAUUGUAGUGGAGAUGGGCACUGGUUCAAAGCAUGGAUUGGGUCAAUUUAGUUUUCAGUUCAGUCAAAUCAGAAAGUGAAUGGAAGUUAAGCCUAAAUUAAUGACUGGAAUAAAGGUACUGGUGGAUUUGGAGGAACAUUGGAGAGAUAGAUUUCAUAGAGGUUGAGAUGAGUUGGAGGAUACAGAGUGAGUGGCAAGUUAGAUUUGUAUGUGAAUGAGUGAAAUAUGUGGGUUAGGUAACUUAGUUCUAGAGUUUCCUCUCAGGUUAGUGUUUUUAGCAAUGUUAUACAGGAAAUUAUUAACAAAUCACUCGAACCCCUGAUUAGUUCACAUUAGUCAACAUAGAGAAAGAAGAUAUUUACACUGUAGUUACAAUCAGGGUCCUAUAGAGCAGUGUUUCUCAAUCUUUGUCCUGGGGCCCAGAGGGGUGCACAUUGAAAAGAAGAAAGAAACAAUGCUAUGCCUGGUCUGCUUACCUUUCUGCAUGGUUUGGAGGACACCUCGAAGGAGGCCUUGAAAGCUCUGCGCUGCUGUGUGGUCAAGAUGGUGCGUUGUCAGGUGUGAACUGCUAAGGUAAAAACAAAAAUGCGCACCCCUUUGUGUCCCCAGGACCAGGAUUGAGAAACACCACUAUGGAGUAGGCAAACAGGGUCAUUCAGAUAAGGUUAUCACAGAAACAGGGUUGUGUAAAGGAAAGUGUAACGCUUUCAUGUAGCUCUGGUCCAGGGUUUUAUGUGGGGCUUGCUUAGAAAUGCUCAGCAUCAGCAAGCCACACGUAACACCCUGGACCAGAGCUAGCUUUCGUGUAACUAUUUCUUUGAUACUGUGAAGUAUUCACUAAUAAAGGUGCAGGAGUUUGUCCUGGGAGGGAAAAACUCUAGGCCCUAACUAAAAGGUAUAAGUUGAAUACUAAUUGGUGAGUAACACUUAGGCCCAGGAGUCUUUCCUGGUCAGGUCACGUGGUCAGGAAAACUACUGGCCCUAGCUACGAUAAACAAGUAUGUGUUCCAAUGUAAAAUAAUUGUGUUAAUAUUAUUGUUGUUACAAUGAAUACUACAGUACUACUAUAGGUAUAAAUCACUGUAAUUAUUUCUUUCAUCGAAAACACACCUUACAAUAGACGUUGUUCAAUAUUUUGUACUCUUAUGGUUAAGUAUUUAUGUUGUAGCAUGAGCUGUGUGUGCCACACUUUCAAAAUGUAAAUAAUUAUUACUAUGAACAUAGCACUGAUGACAGUAUUUUCCUAUAGCUUAUACCCACACAGGGACCGGACCAUCUUGUGGAGUCCACUUCCUAUAUGAUUUCACAUAAUUGACUGAUGAUAUAUUUUUUACAGUACAGUAUUUACGUGGAUAUAAUUUAUUGUGCGAUACAUUUCUCUGUAAGGUAUGAGAAAUUCUUAUUCUUAGAUUGUCUGAAAGAAACGGUUAAAGUUUUUGUUCUGUGAGCUCUUCCAGUGUAUGUGCUUUUUGAGUGUAAUGUUGUCAUUUCUUCAAUAUAACCUGUCAAUUCAGAGUCAGACUAAAUAUGCCUACAUUAUUAUUCUGAGUAUAUGUGUGAUGCUGAUGAUGCAAGGCUUCUCCUUCUACACUGAGUGUACAAAACAUUAUGAACACCUGCUAUUUCCAUGACACAGACUGACCAGGUGAAUCCAGGUGAAAGCUAUGAUCCCUUAUUGAUGUCACUUGUUAAAUCCACUUCAAUCAGUGUAGAUGAAGGGGAGGAGACAGGUUAAAGAAGGAUUUUUAAGCCUUGAGACAAUUGAGACAUGGAUUGUGUAUGUGUGCCAUUCAGAGGGUGAAUGGGCAAGACAAAAUAUUUAAGUGCCUUUGAACAGGGUAUGGUAGUAGGUGCCAGGCGCACCGGUUUGUAUCAAGAACUGCAACACUGCUGGGUUUUUCGUGCUCAUGUUUCCCGUGUGUAUCAACAAUGGUCCACCACCCAAAGGACAUCCAGCCAACUUGACACAACUGUGGGAAGCAUAGGACUCAACACGAGCCAGCAUCUCUGUGGAACGCUUUCGACACCUUGUAGAGGCCAUGCCCCGACGAAUUGAGGCUGUUCUGAGGGCAAAAAGGGGGGGCGGGGGGAAACUCAAUAUUAGGAAGGUGUUCUUAAUGUUUUGUAUGAUAGGGAGCUAUAACGUAAUUGUAGAAAAGAGCCUCUGCACGUUGUUUUUUUCUAAAGUUUUGACCUUUUUGAAGACUGACAUUUCUAAGGAAGAAUCUCUCCACUUGAUUGCGUCUCCCUCAGCCUUUAAUAAGUGAAGCAGAAAAGGGGGCCUGUUCUGGUUAGUAGUCAAAGGGCACAUAACUCAAUAUCCUCCCUCGUCUGUCUCUGUGGUCACACAGAUUCUAUCUCCACAGCCCCCUCCUUCUCCGUUUUCCUCCAUCCUUCCUGGGCUCUGUUCCCUCCACCAGUGGAAAUCCUCCUCCUUCAUCCCCCCCUACUUCUCCUUCCUUCCACCCUUCCUUAGCUCCUUCAUAUUCUAAUUCUCCAGCCUCCUUCCAUCCUUCCUGCACUCCCUCCUUUCCCUCAACAAGUGA